This is a messenger RNA of Clupea harengus (Atlantic herring), 695 nucleotides long. RefSeq names its product caveolin 4a (gene cav4a). Gene Ontology annotation, cellular component: sarcolemma; caveola; focal adhesion. Gene Ontology annotation, molecular function: molecular adaptor activity. Gene Ontology annotation, biological process: regulation of cytosolic calcium ion concentration; cell differentiation; caveola assembly. The record is from RefSeq and is a predicted model, not a curated record. NCBI's taxonomy places the organism in Eukaryota, Metazoa, Chordata, Actinopteri, Clupeiformes, Clupeidae.
UCCUGUGGUGAAUGUGAGUGAUUGUGUGUGUGUGUGUGUGUGUCUGUGUGUCUGUGUGUGUGUGUGUGGCACCAUGAUGAGGGGAGUGGACCGGGAGGAGGUGGACAUUGACCUGGAGUAUCUGGACGACCCGCAACAGCAGGACUUCCAACAGCAGCAGCAACUCCAGCAGCAGAGCUGGAAGACACCUCUGGAGACCGUUCUGGAGGAGGAAGAGGAGGAAGAGGAGGAGGAGGAAGACGUCAUCUCCACCCAGAGCGACACCAGGCCCUUGAUCAAUGAGAGAGACCCACGGCAGAUGAAUGAGUGUUUGAAGGUGAACUUUGAGGACAUGAUAGCCGAGCCAGAAUCUGCGCAUAGCGGAGACCGUGUUUGGAUCUGGAGCCAUGCCUUGUUUGAAGUGUCCCGGGUCUGGUUCUACCGCAUAGUAACAGUGUUGCUGGCCGUACCUGUGUCACUCAUCACCGGCGUGCUGUUCGGCAUCCUCAGCUGCUUCCACAUCUGGCUCCUAACUCCCUGUGUGAAGAUAACUUUGCUGAAUACGGGCUGGCUGCAGACCCUGUGGAGCAGUGUGCUGGACACCUUUGUCCUCCCGUUCAUACAGAGCGCUGCAAGGUGCUACAGCAGCAUCGGUGUCCGUCUGGGGCAGGAGUGAGGAGGUGACCUAUGAACCGCCUCCAUUGGAGUCCACCAGU